AUGGAAACAGUACCUGUUGCGAUCGUUGGGGCUGGUCCAGCCGGCUUGGUGGUCGGCUUAUCUUUGGCACAAAAUGGCGUUCGGAGCGUGAUCCUAGAAAAAGAAUUAGAGGUCGGAGAUGACCCUCGAGGUGUGUACCUCGCUGCGGACGCAGUGCGAAUUCUUUAUUCGCUAGGAUUAGGAAAAUACAUGUCCACCAUUGGUCACGAACUGUACGAAGUACAAUUCCACCAGUCUUCAUUCGCACGUCCCCCAUUUCAUACCAUCGAUCUUGCCCAUGACAAGUUAGCACAAGCGGCGCCGAAUGGUAUUCUACAGAUUCAGCCUGAGCUAGAAAAGGCCCUCCGCAAGGAGGUUGAGCAGAGCAGUCUGUGCGAGCUGCGCAUUGGCUGCGAUGUACAGCUAUUGGAGCAGCAGGAAGAAAGUGUGUCCGUGUAUUACAAAGAUUCUACUAGAAGCUCCAAGCAGCUCCAAGCGAGAUGGCUGAUCGGAGCCGAUGGCAAAAGAGGCGUGGUCCGCAAAAUGUUCUUGGAGAAAGUUGCAGACAUCCGUCAGGUGGAGACUGCGUACCGGUAUGAAGGCACUUGGGUCGCUGCCAAUCUCAAGCUACGUGCACCGACUCCCGGGACACAUCCGGAUUUUCCUCUUUGGAAGCUUGGAAUGACUCCGUUGGAAGUCUACGAUCUAUUUUGGCCAAAGGGCUGGCAUUUUUGCGCGCCUCCCGGGAAACCGACAGCCUCUGGUCGAUUUGGACCAUACGAAUCUGGGUACUGGCGCCACGAAUACCGACAAGAUGGAUGGGAUCCGAAGACCAUGGACGCAGAGAAGAUGUUCUGGGAGCAUCUCAUACCUAUGGUCACCCGAACAUCUGGCCGCGACAACAUUCCCUUUCCUUCCGGAGCUGUGACCUUCCCCAGAGACUGCAUUGACAUUGUCCGGUGUCGUCCUUUCACGUUCUCGCACAAGGUUGUCAACCGCUGGUUCUCUGGCCGGACCAUCCUGAUUGGAGACGCUGCUCAUGUGUUUCCGCCCUUUGGCGGGCAGGGUAUCGCGAGUGGGGUACGAGACGCGCAUCAAUUAGCAUGGCGAAUUGCACUGAUGGAUGGCAUGCCAAACCUGAAGGCCCCGGUCCGCGAGCGUCUUCUGGAGUCAUGGGCAUGCGAGCGCACAAAAAGCGUUGCGGCUGCUGCUACCAUUACAUGGAUUAAUGGCCUCCUCGCCAACACCUAUCUUCCACCUCUCGUCUGGGCGUUUUGGCUCCUUCACUGGCUCGUCAAUACCUUGUCCCUCAAGUUUCUCGAUUAUGAUCCUCAAAUCACUCAGGAGCAACUGGGGUUCUCCAAUGUUUCAGGCGGGACAUUUCUCUCCCGAUAUCGAGGUGGUCUGAAGCUGCCACAAAUUUACAUUGAUACGCUUUUCGAGAAACAAACACCGUCAGACGCCUUGUUGGCCUCUGACAAAUCGAUUUUCAAGCUUUUCAUUCUGGUACCAGAGGACCCAGCGCCUGCCACCAAGGUCGGUGAUAUCGAAGCAUUGUUGGCGGCGUCGGAAAUCCCCAAGCACGUGCUCUCUUCUGCGUCAAUCAGCAUCGUCAGCCUUGGCCUCGCUCGUCCGGAUAGUUUGGGGCACUACUCCGAAACCCACAAGCACAAAGCAGCGCCUUCUCCAUUAUCGCAAAUCUCGCCGAGACUUGUGCGGAAAGGUUACAGCAUCCAUGCCUUCAAGGAACGUUUUGGACCUCGGGCGAGGUUCAUCAUCGCGAGGCCGGAUUCAUAUGUUUUCGCGGUUGCGAACAAUUUACAGGAGCUCCGAUAUUGUCUAGAUGGUCUCAAGAAAACGUGCGAAGGCACUCGAUGA
Dissoconium aciculare CBS 342.82 is the source of this 1857-nucleotide messenger RNA. RefSeq names its product FAD/NAD(P)-binding domain-containing protein. Bases 1 to 1857 code for a protein of 618 amino acids. The transcript is spliced from 4 exons. Lineage: Eukaryota; Fungi; Ascomycota; Dothideomycetes; Mycosphaerellales; Dissoconiaceae. Gene Ontology annotation, molecular function: FAD binding. The record is from RefSeq and is a predicted model, not a curated record.